AUGACGACAAGAUACCGUGUAGAAUAUGCUCUCAAGACUCAUCGAAGAGAUCAGCUUAUUGAAUGGAUCAAGGGUCUAUUAGCUGUCCCGUUUGUGUUGCACUCGCAUCCUACAGCCGUGUUUGAGCCCAAUGGCGAAUCGGUCGAACAGCAGGCCAACAUUGCCCAGCGGCGGUAUGCUGAGAUUAUGCGUGAUGUAGAAGAGAUAAUCAACGAUCACAUUCAGCACCAGAAAGAUGGCAAACCAGACCGGUCAAAGCUAAAGCUGCUGGUACCGUCAGUAGCAAACUUCUUCACACCACUAGCACUACAUGAUGCAUUCAUAUGGCAAGACCAGCGGCGUUUCAUUAGCCACCGGCGUUUUGUGCCUCCUUCUUUUAAUGACGUUCGUCUGGUUCUCAACACAGCCCAGGUAAUGAGUCUGGUCCGCAAUGGCCCAUUGGAACUCGUGACUUUUGACGGAGAUGUGACGCUCUAUGACGACGGAAAGAAUCUUGAGCCCGACAAUCCGAUCAUCCCAAAGAUACUGGGACUGAUGCGGCGUGGAUCUAAGAUUGGCAUUGUCACGGCUGCCGGAUACACUGAGGCAAAGCCAUACUACGGAAGACUUCACGGCCUGCUCGAUGCCAUUCAGGCCUCUGACCUGCCUCGAGAGGCUCGUCAGAACUUGCUCAUCAUGGGAGGCGAGAGCAACUUUUGUUUCAAGUUUGACGAAAACAGCCCAGUGCUGCUGCGGCUAGUACCGCGAGCAGAGUGGCUGUUGGAAGAGAUGCUGCUAUGGCAUGAGACGGACAUCAAAGACCUCCUGGACCUGGCAGAGGCCUCGCUGAGGGACACGAUUCGGAACUUCCGGAUGGAGGCCAAUGUGGUGCGCAAGGAGAGGGCAGUAGGCAUUGUGCCCAAGCCUGGAUAUAAGUUUUGCCGUGAAACGCUAGAAGAGACAGUGUUGAUUAUUCAAAAGAUUUUGGAAAUUUCUGAGGUUGGCCAACGGCUGCCGUUUUGCGCGUUCAAUGGCGGAAACGACGUGUUUGUUGACAUUGGGGACAAAUCAUGGGGAGUGCUGGCGUGUCAGCGCAUCUUUGGGGGAAUUGCAGGCAGCAAGACACUGCAUGUGGGCGACCAGUUUCUUAGUGCGGGAGCAAAUGAUUUCAAGGCGCGAUUGGCGUGCACUACAGCAUGGAUUGCCAACCCGCUAGAGACGUGCCAGUUGCUGGAUGAGAUUGCGGAGCUGGACGAGAUUCACCAGCGCAAGACGCGGUGA
Molecule: messenger RNA, 1260 nt
Organism: Bipolaris zeicola 26-R-13
Lineage: Eukaryota; Fungi; Ascomycota; Dothideomycetes; Pleosporales; Pleosporaceae
Exons: 8
Coding region: 1-1260 (419 amino acids)
Biological process (GO): inosine salvage; nucleotide metabolic process; nicotinic acid riboside biosynthetic process
Molecular function (GO): magnesium ion binding
Source: RefSeq, a predicted model, not a curated record